AUGUGGCUCGGCCGAACAGCAUGUCUCACGAUUAUUGUCAGUUUUCUGAUUGUCUGCGUCAAGAAUUGCGCGUCGCUCACCUGUCUGACAUGCAUGUACACCUCAUCGACGACGCAGCUCGACAAUUUCCGCGUCUCGACGCGGCUAUCGCAUCCGCAAUGUCUGAUGGAGCCGAUCAAGUGCGAUCGCGAUCAGGACGUCUGCGUCACAAUCACAAUGCAUAUCGGUGGCGGCGACUAUUGGAUGGGCGCCGGAUGCGAUCGACGAAUCAACUUCCAACACAUGUCAUGCCAAAAUGUUCGAACAAUGUCGAGAAAUGUACAAUUAGGCUACGUUCAAGAGCGCCGCUCAAUGCAACGCGUGUGCGUUUGCGCGCGUGAUCUAUGCAACAAUUCUCGCGCCAAAACUGCCAAUCUCAUCGCCACAAUGCUUCUUCUCAUCCUCAACUUUCUCUGA
This is a messenger RNA of Caenorhabditis bovis, 456 nucleotides long. The record is from the annotation of a GenBank genome assembly. NCBI's taxonomy places the organism in Eukaryota, Metazoa, Nematoda, Chromadorea, Rhabditida, Rhabditidae.